GCGCGCGGAGGAGCGCGGGUAGAGGGGGCUCCGGGACGGCCGCCCGUGUGUCCGUCAGCCCGUCCGGGAGUGCGCGGUCCCGCCGGCUCCGGCCCUCAGCCUUCCCUGCCGGGGCACGCCUGCCGCCCGCUGCCGCCGCGGCACAGGGGGAGGGACGCGAGGAGCCGCCAGGAUGAAGCUGGUGAGGAAGGACCUGGAGAAGGAUAAUGCGGGGCAGGUGACGCUGAUCCCCGAGGAGCCUGAGGACAUGUGGCACACCUACAACCUGCUGCAGGUGGGUGACAGCCUGCGCGCCUCCACCAUCCGCAAGGUUCAGACCGAGUCGUCCACGGGCAGCGUGGGCAGCAACCGCAUCCGCACCACGCUGACCCUCUGCGUGGAGACUAUCGACUUCGACUCACAGGCCUGCCAGCUGCGGGUCAAGGGCACGAACAUCCAGGAGAACGAGUAUGUGAAAAUGGGCGCCUACCACACUAUCGAGCUGGAGCCCAACCGCCAGUUCACGCUGGCCAAGAAGCAGUGGGACAGCGUGGUGCUGGAGCGCAUCGAGCAGGCCUGCGACCCGGCCUGGAGCGCCGAUGUGGCGGCUGUGGUCAUGCAGGAGGGCUUGGCCCACGUCUGCCUGGUCACCCCGAGCAUGACGCUAACUCGUGCCAAGGUGGAGGUGAACAUCCCCCGCAAGCGGAAAGGGAACUGCAGUCAGCACGACCGGGCCCUAGAGAGGUUUUACGAGCAGGUGGUGCAAGCCAUCCAGAGGCAUAUCAACUUUGAGGUGGUGAAGUGUGUACUGGUGGCUAGCCCAGGCUUCGUGCGGGAGCAGUUUUGUGACUACAUGUUCCAGCAGGCAGUCAAGACUGACAACAAGCUUCUGCUGGAGAACAGGUCCAAGUUCCUACAGGUCCACUCUUCCUCGGGACAUAAGUACGCACUGAAGGAAGCACUCUGCGACCCAGCUGUAGCUAGCCGUCUUUCUGACACUAAGGCAGCUGGAGAGGUCAAAGCCUUAGAUGACUUCUAUAAAAUGCUGCAGCAUGAGCCUGACCGAGCUUUUUAUGGUCUGAAGCAUGUGGAGAAGGCCAACGAAGCCAUGGCCAUUGACACCCUGCUGAUCAGUGAUGAGCUUUUUCGGCACCAGGAUGUGGCUACCCGUGCCCGAUAUGUUAAGUUGGUAGAUAGCGUGCGGGAGAACAUGGGCACAGUUCGCAUUUUCUCCAGCCUCCAUGUGUCUGGAGAGCAGCUGGGCCAGCUGACGGGGGUGGCAGCUAUCCUGCGCUUUCCUGUGGCUGAGCUCUCUGACCAGGAAGAUGAAUCUAGCUCUGAAGACGAUUGAUAACAGUGACUUCAUUUCAGUUUCUUUUCCGCGUCACGCUAAAAUGACAUUUAAGGUCCUCCCGACCUGAAUACAGCGUGCAGAUGUACAAUGACAUGUAAUUAAAAAGUUUUAAUAGUGAACAUAUACAUGCAUAUAUAUAGCUUUACUCAGCACACUACUGAUGCACCCUACCAUACAUAUCCUAUGUAUGGUAAUAAUUAUUGGUAUGUUGUGCUGAGCUGACUGUUUUUGCAGUUCCUGACCACCAGCAGUACAAGAAACUAAUUUGGCUCCCCAGUGCUGCUUAGUCUGCAUGUUAAGGCAGACUGCCAACUUAGUGAAAUAUGUAGGAAAAAAUGGUAAACUAACAGAGGAAAAUUCACGUUAGGCUAUUUCUGUUCAAAUGCUUGGAAAGAGUAUUAUGAAACAAAUGUAAACUUCUUGGAAAAACUGUCAAAACUGUGCUUGAUCUUCACAGGAGCUCCCUGUUCUUCCUAAGGUGUGUCAUAGGAAUUGGGUCAAUAUCAGCUCUUUGGGCUUUGUGGGGUGAUGUAAGUCUAACCACUUCAGUUUUUCUGUGAAACGCUUGAAGCAGUCUUUCAGCAAUGAGACCCUUUAAGUUAACCAUUUCUUUGCUAACACAAUAGUAGAUGCAGGACAAAUGGUGACUCUCAGUGUAACCAUUUAGUUAUCUUUUAGAAUGCUGUUACCUUGGGAAAUUGAAGACUAAUAAGAUGUCAUUGGCUGUAUUCUGCUAAAUUGGCAUUAUUUAGCACCCAGUUCUGAGAAAGCAUAAGAAAAAACUUAGAAAAUCAGGACUUCAGUUUCCACAAGGAAUCUUUUGAUAGCAAAUAGUUUAGGUGACUUCAUAAUCUGGUAUUCUAUUUGCAUAUCUCUUUAAAAACUUAUAUAAACAGUGAUACAGAAAUACAGAUGACAAAAGUAUAAAUCAAAUUUCAGCUUAAGAUAGUGGAAACUGUAAAAGUGAAAAUUGCCUUUUCAAUUAUUUGAUCAGCUGAAAGUACUGAGAGCCCAAAGGAGUUUUCUUUCUUCACUGGGCCGUAAAUCUUAGGUUGAAGAAGCAAAAACUGCUUUCAGAUUCAGACAUAACCGGUAGUUGUAUUGUUUCAAACCCAGGUUUGAUGAUGUGGCUUGUGUGUGUAAAUAGGCAUUCCUUAUUUAAAUGUGAUGGAAGGUGAGAAAAAUGUGAUGGAAGGUGAGAACAGGAACCACAGAAGAAUUCUGUGAUAUGGAAAGUGUUGUAAGAGUGGAAGAUUAAAAAAUAAAACCACCAAAACUCCUAGUCUGGGUAGA
Molecule: messenger RNA, 2626 nt
Organism: Melospiza georgiana
Lineage: Eukaryota; Metazoa; Chordata; Aves; Passeriformes; Passerellidae
Gene: PELO
Product: pelota mRNA surveillance and ribosome rescue factor
Exons: 2
Coding region: 173-1330 (385 amino acids)
Biological process (GO): nuclear-transcribed mRNA catabolic process, non-stop decay; nuclear-transcribed mRNA catabolic process, no-go decay; RNA surveillance
Cellular component (GO): cytoplasm
Source: RefSeq, a predicted model, not a curated record